GGGCCCAGGCCUGAGGGUCCGAUCCAGUUUUGCCCGCGGCUGGGGGCGGUCGAGGCGCCGCGGUCCGGCGGCUCGCACAGCGGCUCUCUGGGCGUCCGGCCCUCCGGGGUGUAUUUCUGGCUGCCAUGGCCGCCCUCGGCUUGCGGGCCUUCGGGACAAAGGGGCUCGGCUGGCUCCGGCGCAACCCGUGGGCCCCGCUCUCCGCCGGCUUCUGCAGCAGGGGGCCCGGGCCGCGACCCACCAGCGCGCGGCAGCGGGAAGGCAUCAGGAACAUUGUCUUGAGUGAUCCAAAGAAGAGGAACGCGCUGUCAUUAGCGAUGCUGAAAUCUCUCCAAAGUGACCUUCUUCACGAAGCGGAGAGCAAAGACCUCAAAGUCAUUAUCAUCUCAGCGGAGGGGCCUGUAUUUUCUUCUGGGCAUGACUUAAAGGAGCUGACGGAUGAGCAGAGCCCGGAUUAUCAUGCCGAAGUAUUUCAGACCUGUUCUGAGGUCAUGAUGCUGAUCCAGAGCCACCCGGUCCCCGUCAUCGCCAUGGUGAACGGCUUGGCCACCGCCGCCGGCUGUCAGCUGGUGGCCAGCUGUGACAUUGCCGUGGCGAGCGACAAGUCCUCUUUUGCCACUCCAGGUGUGAACGUCGGGCUCUUCUGCUCUACCCCUGCGGUUGCCUUGGGGAGAACAGUGCCGAGAAAGGUUGCCUUGGAAAUGCUGUUUACUGGGGAGCCCAUUUCCGCUCAGGAGGCCUUGCUGCACGGGCUGCUCAGCAAAGUAGUGCCAGAAGACCAGCUGGAGGAAGAGACCGCGAGAAUCGCAAAGAAGAUCGCCUCCUCGAGCCGCCCUGUGGUGUCUUUGGGCAAGGCCACCUUCUACAAGCAGCUGCCCCAGGACCUUAGAACAGCCUACUACCUCACCUCCCAGACCAUGGUGGACAACGUGGCCCUGAGGGAUGGGCAGGAGGGGAUCAAGGCCUUCCUCCAGAAGAGAAAACCCAUCUGGUCACAGUAAGUGAACCGGAGGAGGAGUCCUGCACCCCUCACCCCCGCCCCCCACCCCCCACCUUCUGAGGCCCAGACACCGCUGCUGCCUGGUGACCGUAGAAGAGACAGCCUGCCGUAUCUUACAAUGGUUGUGUCGCUUGUGGUCUGUGUGAAAAGCCGUGAUUCCGCGGGGGAAGGGAUGCGGUGUGGAAUCGAAUGGAGUGGAGGUUGGGACCCGUGCCGGCCAGCUCUGGCGGAAAGCUCAUACUUGACGUACUCCUUCACGGGGACCACGGGUGAGGGGUCACCGGAUGCAGGAGAAAGCGAGGACACGCGAGGCGUGAAAGAAGGAUGCCAACCUAAUUCCGCUUCCAGAAGCGUCCCCUGAGGCGGAGGCCCUUCUGUCCGCCCGAGAGCAGCGAGACAUUUCACAUCUCCCCAAGAUUCUCCACACUGAAAACCUUCUUGAUUCCACUGAGAAAUAAUCACGCCUAUGGCUUUGAACUAAUCUUCUCUGAUUUAGAAAGAUUACAUAUUUAGAGAGACCGGUAAUUUUAUCUUCCCAACCAGACUGUAAGCCGUCUGAGAAAAGAAAGAAAAAAAAAAUCCCUGACCUCUUUCUUUGGGUGCCCACACUCGUGGGCGUACAUCAGAGGCCUGGUGUUCCUGUAACGCACGUCCUGGCUAUCCAACACCCUGAAACCAGGGUCCUGGGCUAGAGCUGGGGAUAAAAACCCCGGGGAGACGCGGGAGGGACACAGAGCACAUGGCCUGCCCACCAGACAACACCCACUCUGGACACGUUUCCAAACCCUGCCCAGCCUCUGGUAGGCAAUAAAACCAGCCCCAGGCGUUUGAGCCCCCCAGCUGAGCAUUCAAAUUAGGACCUAUUCGUUUCUGGCUUCUGGUCCAACACCGCCUAAGAAACGCUCUAAGUCUCUUGUCCUCAAGCUUUUACCAAGGAUCUUAUCUUUUUUAAAAAGCCAGCUUAUCUUCGCUAGGAGUGGAAGGUGGCCAUAAAUGCGGUCGGUGCUGUGACAGAAAUAGAGAACCAUGUGGCUCAAACCCGAGGCUCUCAUUCAGGCUCGAGUGUGUUGGGAAGGAUGCCCCCUCACGCUUUCACAGAUUCCUACUGAGAUUGACAUUUUUGGUUUUGCUUUGCCAGAGUUUAGAAAGGUUAAAAAAAAAAAAAAAAAAAGUGUUUUCUUGGAAAGGAGGAACUUGUUAGUAAGAUGGUCCUCAUGAGCAGAGGUCCCGCGUCCUGGCCACCUGGGAUGUGCUGAGUGCCAUCCGCACAUCCGUGUUCCGUCUUCAUCCGGAACCCAGUGGAGCAGGUGCCACGGUUAUUCCCAUCGCACAGAUGUGUUGUCCAGGCCCGCUUCGUGCCAGGUCAGACAGUGGACACGGGGUAGGGUGAGGGUUCCAGACUCUGCCUGCCUGAAGAAACACCGGCGGCCCUUUCCCUCUGGCCGCGCCACCUCCUGUAGCGCGCCCGGGCUGGUGUGAGGCCGGCCAGAGAGAGGACUUCCCUGCCCCACAGCAGCUUUCUGAAACAAGGGAACGGGCCACACACUCCCUGCUACGCAACUUGCCCGUGCACAACAGACAUCAGAUGCGAAUUUUGGCAGACCCCUGAUGGAGUUUUCCCCACGAAGCUGAUACAGAGCUGGCUGAAGUUCUGGACUAGAUUGUGAAGGACCAGACUGUCGCCGUCUGCUCAAAAACAGUGCUGUCGACGGGGCCCCUCCGCUACCUUCCCGCCCAGGUGGCCUGCCGUGGAAGUCAUUAUUUCACAGUUACUGGAUCACACAGUGUAGGGGACAGGGUGUGAGAAAGGUUCCGGGCCUCAGAGAAAGUGACAAGGCCUCCCCUCACACACCCGUCUGGCCAAUGCAAAUCCAAAGUUAAGUUUCCAGGGUCUGCAUGAACAUGCACCAUCCUCCAAAACUGUGAGAUCCCCAGGGCUCUCGGCUGGCUUCCCAGUGCACUCAGGGACCAGCUAUAAAUCGUAACACUCGCCUGUGGAGAAAAUAACCCAGAAGGAAGAUCUGCCCCCACCCUCUGGAGUCAUAGAAUUCAUCCCCAGGAAAAUCUAAAUCCGGGGUUAGUUUGCAUCUCUGCUUCCCUCCACUGGGACGCUGAAUGAGAUUGUUCUGAUAGCCACACGUGACGUUCGCUUUUGGAAAGCCUAGUGUGUGUCGCCUUUCCCUCUGUACCGUGCACUUCUCAGGGAGCCCUGCUGGGCUCAGCCCAGCCAACCGCGUCCCUGCAGUUCAGGCACGGGAACCGGUAUCCACUCCAGCUCGGGGUGAGCGAGCCCUCCAGAGGCCGGCUUGAGCCCCAGAGAACGCAAGCACAUGAGGGACACCGUUUGCUCCACUCCAGUGAACUCGGGGUGGCUGCCGUUCGGGAACCAGUGCUGAUUUCAUGAGCCUCAACUCCUCAGUUCCUGCGAGCAGCCCAGUGAGGCAGUUCUUACCAGCCCCCCGGUGUGCAGGAGGCUCUGGGAAGUUCUGGCAUUUGCCAAAGUCAGGCCCGCGUGUGGGUUUGGGUCUGUGGGCUUCUGAAGGCUGUGCUCCUGACCACCGCACUGUGUUCCUCCUGGAAAGGUUCCUGUUCCAGCCCGCACACACUGACUACCAGUCGGAAAUGCCACAGCCAAGGCAACGCAGUUUCGCUUCCAGGAGGAGAUACGGGAAAAGCAGGGAUCUGAACGCAAACAGCAUCCUGGCCCCAGGUCUGCCACGGAACUAGCUGUGUGGCAGGUGCAGGUGACAAAACUGCUUUCGCCGCUCAAGAGGGCGUGUCUGUAACAAUGACACCAUUGGACACUCUUGUCCUCUUCCUUGUGACAUUCCGGAUUCGACAAGGCCGGGAUUUGGGAACUUGCUAUGAAAUUUGAAACAGGCCGCUUUUGCUCAAAGAAAAUGCUCUUUUACAAAUGGAGAAGAUGGGCAUUUUACCUGGAGGAGUAGUAAACACUGGAAACACCUGAGCACAUCUGAGACCAACAACUCCAUUACAGAUAUUCAGAGCUGUGGGGGCCACAUCCAAACCUUCUGAAGAUGUGAUCAACUAGGAAGACCCGCCCUGAGGCACAUCUCAAAAUUGGCUCUUACCCUGAAUUUUGUCUGGAUGCCUUAUUCAGCCAGCCCCGCCCUCCGCUUUCUUCUCCUUCUCAAAACCCACGGCACUAAGAGUCGCGUUUCCAAAGUGUGGCCUGUGGAUGACCUGGGUCUUCAAAUGCAGAUUCCCGGGCUCCUCAUCAGAGCUACUGAAUCACAAAUGCAGACUCCCGGGGCCCAAAAAUAUGUAUUAAAAGGAAAAAAAAGGGGGGUUUCCAAGUGAUUCUGCUGCGCAGUAAAAUGUAUGAGCUGACUGCGUGCAGAUGGAGGUGACCCAUCUGUCUCCAGCUGUAUCUGUAUUUUAACGGUCAAAGCAGUGCAGGUGCUGUGGUGAAGUUCCGGGCAGUCACCGCUGGCUCCGAGAGGGAUGUCAACAGCCUCUUCCAGGAGCCUCUCGAAACCAGCCAGGCAGGCAGGUUUUUGGGCCUUUGUAGGCCCUCGGUGCUCAUGACUUUGGGAGCCCCA
Messenger RNA from Lynx canadensis (Canada lynx), 4563 nucleotides. It is a transcript of the gene ECHDC3, whose product is annotated as enoyl-CoA hydratase domain containing 3. The transcript has 5 exons. The record is from RefSeq and is a predicted model, not a curated record. Gene Ontology annotation, cellular component: mitochondrion. NCBI's taxonomy places the organism in Eukaryota, Metazoa, Chordata, Mammalia, Carnivora, Felidae. Gene Ontology annotation, molecular function: hydro-lyase activity. The coding region runs from base 126 to 1001 and encodes 291 amino acids.